Gongylonema pulchrum is the source of this 483-nucleotide messenger RNA. The record is from the annotation of a GenBank genome assembly. Lineage: Eukaryota; Metazoa; Nematoda; Chromadorea; Rhabditida; Gongylonematidae.
AUGCUGAUAAGUUUCAGUGGUGCGACACAUGCAUGCCUUGUAUUUGUGGAUGAAAGCGGCAAACGAUGUGGUGAAUGGACGAUGCAGCAGGGGCUGAAUUGCUGCUUGCAGGGGUUUGAGGCUGCCGAUCGAGUUGCGAAAUGGAUUCGGGCAGCCAAAAAGAAAAUUGGUAUUACUGGUCCUCUUGCUGCUGUGGGAAUGGGCCUUUCGGGAGCCGAAGAUGAGGCACACAAUCAAAGAUUUGUUGAUUUUUUGAAGGAUCAGCAUGGUGAUGUUGCUUUUGAGUUUCUGCUAGCUUCCGAUGCAGUUAUUGCGAUCGCCGCCUCAUUUCAAAAAGGUGGUGUGGUGGUAGUCGCGGGGACGGGCUCCAGCUGUCGCCUGUUGAAAGCGGACGGAAGCGUGCAUGGCGUUGGCGGUUGGGGGCAUCUUAUUGGCGAUGGUGGUAGCGCUUAUUGGAUUGCAAGAAGGUAUGUACAGAAGAAG